GUAGCUAUAGAGCCAUCUUGUGGCCCCAUCAUAUCUUCACCCAACCGUCGCCCAGCCACCCAAUUAAUUAUUUACAAGCCACCUAAAAAAGGCUGAGUUGUCGCUGUCAUACCCCAUCGGCAGCAUUAUGCCCUGUCUCGUCCAACGUGUACCUUAUAACCUGAACAAUAGCCCAGUGACAUUUCCUGACAUUCUUUAACCUGUGUCUGGUAACGGCAUUUGGCUCGUACUGUGUGGCGGUGUAAGCAUUCAUAGCACCCAUCACACAUUUAGUUCACCGCUGUCGCUUGAAAUUCUAUGAGCCCAACGAGAGUUCAACGCAAGACAAGUUGAGCCUGAGCAUUCCACAACUUACUCAGUAUACGGCAAUGCGAUCCAUAUCGGCUCUUCUGUUGUGUCUCGCUCCUCAGGCCCUCGCUGAAUCGGGUUCACCAAUAGCUAUCCGGAAGGUCGCCCCUGGUUCGCACGACAAGCUCCUUCGGGAGCAUCUCGCAUUCGCACCACUACACGGUCUUACUCCGCGCGAAGCUGCCGCCGCCGCCAUAUCAUUUCUUGACGAGCAAGAUGACAAACUUCUGAGCCUCAAUGGCACAGAGCGCUUCUACCGUCCAGCGUUUGCUCCUCACAGUGAAGAGUCCCACGAGAGCCUGCUGCGCCGAGCCGCAGAGGCACUAGCGUUGCUACAGAGGAGGUCGUCUUGUCCUAAGGGGAUGAACAGCUGCUCUGACAUUGAUUCCGAAGUCAAGUGCUGCCAGGAGGGAACGUAUUGUGUGAAUGUUGGCAAUGCAGUGGCGGGAGGCAUCGCGUGCUGCCCUGACGGUGCGUCUUGUGGUGGAGGUGUUGGAGCGUGCCCUGACGGAGCUACGAGCUGCUCUGCAGAACUUGGCGGAGGAUGCUGUAUUCCGGGAUAUGUUUGCCAAGGGUUGGGUUGCGUCCCAAGUGCUGUUGCUACACAGACGAGAACCGCAACUCAAGAUCAAACGACAGUCCUCACAACUUCUCAAGAAACAACUUCAGAGAGAUCCACAGUUGAACCUACUACCAAGACGGAAACAGAGGUUGAGACAACUGGAGAGCCUACGACGACUUCCGAAGCUGGAACCACAACCGAGUCUGAAACUGAAAUCGAGUCUGGGACAGAAGACAGUACUGUGACCGUGACUCCUACAGCCACAGGCUCAGCCACUGGCAUCGCUCCCUAUCGCCCAACUGGCACCUCGGUCACAUCAAGCGACGAUGGAGAGACCCAAACAGGCUGUCCCACAGGCUUCUACGGCUGUCUCGCCACUCACGGCGGCGGGUGUUGUCGAACAGGUCGAAACUGUGAUGUUCAUGAUUGCCCUGCUCCUUCGACAACCAUCGUCUCAGACGGCGCCACUGUGGUCGUCCUUGCAACCGAUGCUCCACCUGCCCCAGGACCCUCAUCAACUUGCGCAGAUGGCUGGUUCCUUUGUGGUCGAGAUGCCGGCCCUGUGGCUGGAUGCUGUCCAGACGGAUAUGAUUGCGGCACAGCGAGUUGCUUCACAGCACAGGCCAGUGAAACCGGCCGUGUACAGAAGGAAUUUCCCAAGGCCGAUGCAGCCGCCUAUGAGAAGCCCGCUAUCACAGUGGUAAUGAUGGUGGUGCUGUGUGUUGCGCUUGUAUGAGGGUGUAGACUUACUAUCAUGAUUUAAUGUCGGAUGAUUUCUGGGUGCAUAAAAAAGCAUUUUCUCAAUUCGAUCGC
Molecule: messenger RNA, 1723 nt
Organism: Fusarium odoratissimum NRRL 54006
Lineage: Eukaryota; Fungi; Ascomycota; Sordariomycetes; Hypocreales; Nectriaceae
Exons: 2
Coding region: 369-1646 (425 amino acids)
Source: RefSeq, a predicted model, not a curated record